Globicephala melas (long-finned pilot whale) is the source of this 3592-nucleotide messenger RNA. RefSeq names its product ring finger protein 14 (gene RNF14). Gene Ontology annotation, biological process: ubiquitin-dependent protein catabolic process; positive regulation of proteasomal ubiquitin-dependent protein catabolic process; protein polyubiquitination. Gene Ontology annotation, cellular component: ubiquitin ligase complex; cytoplasm. The record is from RefSeq and is a predicted model, not a curated record. NCBI's taxonomy places the organism in Eukaryota, Metazoa, Chordata, Mammalia, Artiodactyla, Delphinidae. Gene Ontology annotation, molecular function: ubiquitin protein ligase activity; ubiquitin conjugating enzyme binding; zinc ion binding.
GAUAACGAGCCACUGCUUUUCCUUUAUUAGUAGGUCAGAGAGCUUUGCCUGGUGCCCCAGGAUCCAGCCCCCCACACCCUCCAGUGUGCACCCAGGCCAUCCUUUCCUGCUUGUGACACUCCUUGGCAUCCGUUCUGCAGGAGAAUGAACCCUCUGUGCUCUUACAUGUGUUUUGCCAGCAAACACUUAUCUCAGCGGCCAACUGUCUUCCUCCUCCAAAAAAUCCACAGGCAGAGCCAGCCCCUAACAAGGGGUUGCUUUGGUCAGCCCGCUGUUUGUCCUGGGGCUCCUGCCUCCUCUGUGGGGCAGCACUGGUCACCUUAAGUUCUCAGGCCACCUCUGGUCAGUGAGUUCAAAGAUUAGAGAAACCACCUCCUGUCCCAGAGUCCUCAAGGCCUGGGCUUCCUAACAUCUCCCGGGGCCCCUGGUUCCUGGAUCCACAGGUCCCUGCUGCUGCCGCCGCUGCUGGUCCUGCCCUCGGCCCCCUUCUUUCCAGAUCGGACCCCAGGGCCUUCCGAGCCCGAGGCCCCGCUGGUGGCUAGGUCUAGACUCAGGGUCCUUCCGCAGACUGAGAGCCGCCGCAGCACCUCGGAGGCGGCCUCCACCGGCACGGCGGGGCGCUGCUCCAGCAGCAUCUCCAACAGUGAGCUCAUCUCCGACAGGAAGGUGCUAGCCAGCCGCGUGCCCGUCGGGCUCAGCUCGGGCCCCGGCGCCUUGCCGAACGUCUGGAAGGUCCUGGGCUCCUCCGAGGUCGCAGCGUCCGGGGAGAACACGUUGUCACGGUAGUUGGUGGCGAGGGGCAAAGAGAGUCUUGCCAUCCAGGCCGGAUCGGGGACGCUCAGCCGGUCCAGGGCCAGGCCUGCAAGGGGCGGAAGAGACGCGCUCCUCAGAAAAUUAAAUGUCGUCAGAAGACCGAGAAGCUCAGGAGGAUGAAUUGCUGGCCCUGGCGAGUAUUUAUGAUGGAGAUGAAUUUAGAAAAGCAGAGUCUGUCCAAGGUGGAGAAACCAGGAUCUAUUUGGACUUACCACAAAAUUUCAAGAUAUUUGUGAGCGGCAAUUCAAAUGAGUGUCUCCAGAAUAGUGGCUUUGAAUACACCAUUUGCUUUCUGCCUCCACUUGUGCUGAACUUUGAACUGCCACCAGAUUAUCCAUCCUCCGCCCCACCUUCAUUCACACUUAGUGGCAAAUGGCUGUCACCAACUCAGCUGUCUGCUCUCUGCAAGCACUUAGACAACCUGUGGGAAGAACACCGCGGCAGCGUGGUCCUGUUUGCCUGGAUGCAGUUUCUUAAAGAAGAGACCUUAGCGUAUCUGAAUAUUGUCUCUCCUUUUGAACUCAAGAUGGGUUCUCAGAAAAAAGUUCAGAGGAGGAUGGCUCAAGCUUCUUCCAACACAGAGCUAGAUUUUGGAGGAGCUGCUGGAUCUGAUGUAGACCAAGUGGAAGUUGUGGACGAGAGAGCCGUGCAGGAUGUGGAAUCGUUGUCCAGUCUGAUCCAGGAAAUCUUGGACUUCGAUCAGGCUCAACAGAUAAAAUGCUUUAAUAGUAAAUUGUUCCUGUGCAAUAUCUGCUUCUGUGAGAAGCUGGGUAGUGAGUGCAUGUACUUCUUGGAGUGCAGGCAUGUGUACUGCAAAGCCUGUCUCAAGGACUACUUUGAAAUCCAGAUCAGAGAUGGCCAAGUUCAGUGCCUCAACUGCCCAGAACCCAAGUGCCCUUCAGUGGCCACGCCUGGUCAGGUCAAAGAGCUAGUGGAAGCAGAGUUAUUUGCCCGUUAUGACCGCCUUCUCCUCCAGUCUACCUUGGACCUGAUGGCAGAUGUGGUGUACUGCCCCCGCCCAUCCUGCCAGCUGCCUGUGAUGCAGGAGCCUGGCUGCACAAUGGGCAUCUGUUCCAGCUGCAAUUUUGCCUUCUGUACUUUAUGCAGAUUGACCUACCAUGGGGUUUCUCCAUGUAAGGUGACUGCAGAGAAAUUAAUGGACUUACGAAAUGAGUACCUGCAAGCAGAUGAGGCCAAUAAAAGGUUUUUGGAACAGAGGUAUGGUAAGAGGGUGAUUCAGAAGGCACUGGAAGAGAUGGAAAGUAAGGAGUGGCUAGAAAAGAACUCAAAGAGCUGCCCAUGUUGUGGGACUCCCAUUGAGAAAUUAGAUGGAUGUAACAAGAUGACAUGUACCGGCUGUAUGCAGUAUUUCUGCUGGAUUUGCAUGGGUUCUCUCUCCAGAGCAAACCCUUAUAAACAUUUCACUGAUCCUGUUUCCCCAUGUUUUAACCGGUUGUUCCAUGCUGUGGAUGUUAAUGGAGUUAUUUGGGAAGAUGAGUUUGAAGACUAGUUAACUUCUGCUGCUCAAGAUAUGGAAGUGGAAUGGUUUGCCCUAAUCUUUUGUCAAGUAUACAGACUCACUUCGCAGGAUAUUUAGGGUACCAUUGAUUCCCUCUUCCUGUGUAGAAGAUAUGGAAGAACAAGUUUAAUAUUUUCAUGUGGUACUACUGAUUAAGGCACAUUCAGACAUUUUUCAUUGCAACAUGAUUGAGGAAAUAUUAAGCCAAAGGUUCCGAAAAUGAAAACUAGAAAAUAUUAGUAUUACAAUGUGCCCAAAGCUUUGAGUAGUUAAAAAUUAAAUAUUUAUUUUCUUCUCCAAGCUUUAGGUAAGGAGAGAGGGGUCAAGAGUUAAGCUUAUAGUCCUUUUUAUCUCUGAGAAACAUCCCUCUAAGACAUUCUGUGGGAGCUCCCUCAGUAGUACUGCUUACAACUGGGGUGGGUAGAAGCCUUAUUAAAAUUGUACCGAGAGCCUGAUGUUAUUUACUUCAUGUUACAUUCUUUCCAACCUGAAUUACUGCUAAAUUUUCUUUGGAGGAAGCCCUUUACUCUAUGACUGAUUGGCUGGCCCAGUGUCAUUUUGAUCUGAUUUUCAGAAUAGAAAUUUAUAGAUAAUUUUAAAAAUAUUUUUUGAUACCACAAACACUGUGGGUCACCUGAUAUAUUUAUUAGUGGUCUAUAGUCCACUGGUUUUGAGCCAAGUCUAGAAUUUAUUGAUACUGGCUCAGAAGAAUUUCAGCCCUAUUCAACUUUCCAGUUUCUUCUAGGCAGUAGAGCCUAGAUUCAGAACAACUUGUCUUCUGUUCAGCAUUCUUUCUGUUGACUCUUUCCCUGCUUUUCAUUGGUAAGGACAAUUUUAAUAUUAGCUCCAGCAGCUCAUAUUUCUGUUUCCUCUGCUGGGAUAGGAGAAAGCCUAAUACGUUCCCAAGACGAACAAGCUGAACUUUUUUUUUUUUUUUUUUUUUGCGAUACACGGUCCUCUCACUGUUGUGGCCUCUCCCGUUGCGGAGCACAGGCUCCGGACGCGCAGGCUCACGGGCCCAGCCGCUCCACGGCAUGUGGGAUCUUCCCAGACCGGGGCGCAAACCCGUGUCCCCUGCAUAGACAGGCGGACUCUCAACCACUGCGCCACCAGGGAAGCCCGCAAGCUGAACUUUAAUUAUCUGUGUUUUGAACACUGUACCACCAUAGUUCCAGUCCUAACUUUCUGAAUUCUUUUUAAAGGGCUUCUCUAAUGAGCUAUGGAAAUUUGUCUUCCUAUCCUUUUUUUUUUUUUUUUUUU